This is a messenger RNA of Populus nigra (black poplar), 768 nucleotides long. RefSeq names its product UPF0481 protein At3g47200-like. The record is from RefSeq and is a predicted model, not a curated record. NCBI's taxonomy places the organism in Eukaryota, Viridiplantae, Streptophyta, Magnoliopsida, Malpighiales, Salicaceae. The transcript is spliced from 2 exons. Bases 1 to 768 code for a protein of 255 amino acids.
AUGGAGAUAAUUGGGACAUCAAGCGAGAAGAUGAAGACAGGCGAUCACGUUUCGAUUGAUAUUUACAAGUUAGGGAAGACUAUGAGAGAGGAGUUGGAGAUCUUGCAUCCCUUACUUGAUGACUGUUGCAUUUACAGGGUUCCUAAGCGGUUGCCAGUGUUCAAUGAAAAGGCCUACACACCACAAGUUGUCUCUAUCGUUACUGAGAUGGAAGAGACAAGGCUUCGUAAUUGUUAUGCGGAAGCAAUUGAACUCAGUAGUGAUGUUUUUGUGAAGAUGAUGCUGCUAGAUGCCGCCUUCAUCAUUAUGAUCAUGCUGAAAAACUAUUUUCUAGACUUCCAGAGCAGCAACGAUCGUAUUUUCAGCAGACCAUGGAUGAUUCAUGAUAUAAGGUUUAACAUGAUCUUGCUUGAAAAUCAGCUUCCAUUCUUUUUUCUUAAUGACUUGCUUAAGCUAUCCAACCCUUAUAAAGGAUAUUCCUUGAUUGCAUUUACCCACGGGUUCUUGAAAGGUGCAUUGGGUUCAUGGGUGACAGAUAACACAUUAAAUGGUAUCAAUUCCUCAGAAGUGCAACAUUUUGUAGACUUUCUAAGAAUUUGUCAGCAGCCAACAAAGCUUCCUCAGCCAAGGAAACUCAAAACUCUAAACAUGCCGAGUGCAGCAGAGCUCCGUCAAGCUGGAGUCAAGUUUAAGCUGGGGUCGAGCAAGAAUCUAUUUGACGUAAAAUUCAAUAAAAGUAGAGGGAGACUGGAAAUUCCGGACCUUUGA